AUGUCGAGAGCUCAAUUAUCAACAAAUCCUGCUGCUUUAGCAGCUGCAGCAGCUACUUCAAAUUCAAAUCAAAAUAUAAGUAACCAACAAAUUAGUCAAUCGAACACUCAAACUAAUAUUAAUGGGAAUUUGAAUUCCAAUACAUCAUCUUCAUCUUCAAAUAAUAAUAAUAACAGUGUAGUUGGAUUACAUUACAAAAUUGGUAAAAAAAUUGGUGAAGGAUCCUUUGGAGUUAUCUUUGAAGGUACUAACAUAAUAAAUGGAGUUGCUGUUGCUAUUAAAUUUGAACCAAGAAAGACCGAUGCUCCACAAUUAAGAGAUGAAUAUAGAACUUAUAAACAUUUACAUGGAUGUGAAGGUAUAGCCAAUGCUUAUUAUUUCGGUCAAGAAGGUUUACAUAAUAUUUUAGUUAUUGAUUUAUUAGGACCUUCUUUGGAAGAUUUAUUUGAUUGGUGUGGUAGAAGAUUUUCCAUUAAAACCGUGGUACAAAUUGCUAUUCAAAUGAUUGAUUUAAUUGAAACUGUUCAUAAACAUGAUUUAAUUUAUAGGGAUAUUAAACCUGAUAAUUUCUUAAUUGGAAGACAAGGAUUAAUUGAUGAAAAUAAAGUUCAUUUAGUUGAUUUUGGUAUGGCAAAACAAUAUAGAGAUCCAAGAACUAAAAAUCAUAUACCUUACAGAGAAAAGAAAUCAUUAAGUGGUACAGCCAGAUAUAUGUCAAUUAAUACUCAUUUAGGUAGAGAACAAUCAAGAAGAGAUGAUUUAGAAGCUUUAGGUCAUGUAUUUUUCUACUUUUUAAGAGGUCAAUUACCUUGGCAAGGUUUAAAAGCUCCAAAUAAUAAACAAAAAUAUGAAAAAAUUGGUGAUAAAAAGAGAACUACUCCUGCUAUUACUUUAUGUGAUGGUUUACCAAGACAAUUUGCUGAAUAUUUGGAUAAUGUAAGAUCAUUAAAUUUUGAUGAAGAACCAGCUUAUGAAGAAUACAGAAUGUCAUUAUUAAGUGUUUUAGAUGAUUUAGGACAAACUGCCGAUGGAGAUUAUGAUUGGUUGCAUUUAAAUAACGGUAAAGGUUGGGAUGCAUCAAUUAAUAAAAAGCCAAAUUUACAUGGUUAUGGACAUCCAAAUCCUCCAAAUGAAAGAGAAAGAAGACACAGAGACCCUAGAAGAAACAGACAUCAUCAACAACCAACUAACCAACCUUCAAACCAACAACAUUUACAAAACAAUAAUAAUUUAUCCAAUCAACCAGUUAAUAACAAUUCCAACAAUUCUAAUUCUAAUCUAAAUCAAUUUAAUAAUGGUAGAGAGUUAACUGCUGCUCAAUUACAUCAACAAAAAUUACAACAUUUGGUUAAUAGACCUUUACCUCCAAUUAAACAAGAAAUUAAUCAAUCCAACCAAAACUUAUCCAAAUAUGAACAAAGACAAAAUCAAUAUGACCAACAAAAGGAUGAAGAAAAAGGUUUCUGGUCCAAAUUCUGUUGUCAAUGA
Molecule: messenger RNA, 1488 nt
Organism: Yamadazyma jaroonii
Lineage: Eukaryota; Fungi; Ascomycota; Pichiomycetes; Serinales; Debaryomycetaceae
Source: the annotation of a GenBank genome assembly